AGGCUCCUGUGACAUAACCUUAAAGAUAGACAUAUGACAUUCCUCGUUCCUCAUUUUUCAGCCCUUUUUUUGUGCCUAAACUUGAAAUAAAAAGUUUACGAAAUGGAAAACGAAGCUGGAGAUUUUGUCGACUUGUACUGCCCCAGAAAAUGUUCUGCCUCAAACAGAAUUAUUCACGCUAAAGACCAUGCCUCUAUCCAAAUCAGCAUUGCGGAAGUAGACCCAGUUACUGGCAGAAUGACUGACACAUCCAAAAACUACGCCCUGUGUGGAAGUAUCCGUAGGAUGGGUGAAUCAGACGACUGUAUUGUCAGGCUUACGAAAAAAGAUGGACUUGUUGCCAAGAACUUCUAGAUACAAUGUUAUGCUCAGAUAAAAAUAAAAGUUAAUUUUUGAAAAAAAAAAGUUUUUUUAUUUAUUCUUCUCACUCAGCUUUAGACUGACUAUAAAUUAAAAUUAGAUAAUCUAUUAUAGUAAUGAAAUCUUUUAUUUUGAUUUGUAUCUUUAUUUAUUAUUAUGCACCGAGUUAUGCACUGUCGCUACUUAUUUUUUGGAUUACUUACUUAACAAAUCCACAUUUCCUUUGUACUUAAACCAUAACACCUGUUUCAUCAAUAACAAAUAUUAUUCAUGGUUGUUUACAACAUGAAAUUGUGCCGGAAGUGGCAUUUAAUUAUUUCCCAAAAUACACUUUAUAGACUUAUUUACCAAAUUUUCAUUGAAAAUUCAUGGAUGAGUCAAACACUAAAACAAUUAUUGGUUUUUAUAUAUUUUAUCAAAAACAAACUAACAGUGUUUAUGUGCAUACAUAAGGUUAAUUAAAAAAAUCUAAAACUAAUUUACAGCAAACUCUGCGUGAAACACAUAACAACUUAUGCUUAUAUUCUAAUAAACAAUAAAUAUUGUAUAUUUAAUAAUAAUGUACAAAAAAAAUCUAUUUCUAUCGAAUAUCACAAUCAGUUUUAAAUACAAAUAGGGACAAAAUGGCAACAUAUAUUUUUUUUAAACACUACUUAAGAUAGGUAUACAUUUUUCAUCAAGACAACUAGGUUUGGUUACAAAAAUACCCAAUGGUAGCAUUUGAAUUUCUUAUAGUAAAUAAAAAUGCUCAAGUAUUGAAUUCGCUUUAAGUUUUUCUACAAUUUUGCAUUGGCAUUUGGUCCUUAAUGAAGUUUUGAUGCAAGAAAAUGCAUAUGGUUUUUCAAAGCUUUUUGUAAAAUUAUUGUACCUAAUUUAAGAACCUAUCGACAAAAUGCUGUACAUUUAUCCAGGACUUUUUUCUUAAAGUACCUAAUGAGUGAGAAGGUAAUAAUAACCAUUAACAGUAACCCGAUCAAGUUUAAAAUAAGGAUUAGGCAUGGGCCAACAGUAACUACACCUUUUUCAAUUGUAAUUCAGAAAAUAAAAGGUUAAUUUCAGAGAAGGGAACAUGUAUUUCAGAAUAGGAACUUAUAAUUCAGAAAAGAGAAAUUGAAUUUGAGAAUUGUAACUUUAAUUUCAGAAUAGGGAAAAUGAAAUUCAGAUUAGGAAGUUGGAAUUCAGAAAAGCAAUAUUGUAAUUCAGAAUAGUAAAUUGAAAUUCAGAAACUGUAAAUUAUAAUUUAGAAAAGGGAAAUUGUAUUUCAGAAGGUGAAAAUCUCGGUGAAAAUUUAAUUUCAGAUAAUGGAAUUUGUAAUUCAGAAAAGUAUAAUAUGCACCUUACGAUAAGCUAUGUACAGAGAUACAGAGCAGAGCACAGGUACAUAAAGAUAGUGAAAGAACCACCCAACACUCAACCACCUUCCAUGCCGUGGCGCUAUGUAGUAUUAAAGGAUAUGCCAGUUGGUCAGUAACUGAAAUUUUGAAUUGCAUUUGAGGAAAUUAAGUUAUCAACUUACUUUUUGGUAAUUUUUUUAGAAGUAUGUUAUUAUGUGCUUACGUAUAGGUAACUGAAUAAAAAUUGAAUUUGUAUGAAUACGUAUUUUUGUAUUUGGAUUCACAAAGAACAUUUUUAUGUAAAACUGUACAAACGAUAAUUUAAUAAACGCAAGUAGCAGUCCCGUGUUUAGCGACACAAGAUUAAAAGUUGAAAAAAAAAAAACACUCGUAGAUAUUUCAUGAUUCUGAAUUACAUUUUCCUAUUUCUGAUUUUCAAAAUUGCAUAUCUGAAUUACAAUUUACAUUUUCUGGAAUUAACUUUCCCCUUUCUGAAUCACAUAUUCCUAUUCUGAAUUACAAAUUCCCAUUUCUGAAUAUUAUGUUCCUUUUCUGAAUUUCAAAUUCCAUAUUCUGAAUAAUAACUUCCUAUUCUGAAUUACAUUUUCCAUUUUCUGAAAUUUAAUUUCCCUUUCUCAAAUACAUUUUCCGCUUUCUGAAUUACAAUUGGAAAAGGUGUAGUAGUAAAGUAGCUACUUUUUGCUUGCUUUGGAAAUAAACAAAUCAAAAACUUGUUAGUUUAAAAGUUUUACGUGUUCUAAUAAACUGUCAUUGUCUUUGUUUAUUGAUUUAGUAGAAACUUAAUCAUAUUCAGAGAUAUUUUGAGAGUGACAAAGUUGUAUGCCAAUAAAAAGAGACUUGAAAGUCCGGAACAAAGGUUUCACCCAUAUAAAAUCUAUUCUGCUUAUAAAGUUUUAAAGGACAGUUAAAUAUCUUAUCCCAAGAUAAAUAAAUUUUCUGGAUGGAGAAGAUUGUCUCCAUCUGUCAAUCGAUUCAUAAUAAAGAAUCAUAAUUAAAAUACCCACAAGGUAACUAAAAAAAAAGGGAACAAAAUCGAUCAAAAGUCCUCAAAUAGUUUUAGUUCAUCAUCUUCCAACAUCCUGGAGUUUUUCCAAUCGCCUUCUGGGUAUUCGUCAAAAUUGCUCGUGUCGCCUUCGUACAUAAUUUUUGGUACUAUUGGAGGCU
This is a messenger RNA of Ceutorhynchus assimilis (cabbage seed weevil), 2879 nucleotides long. The record is from the annotation of a GenBank genome assembly. Lineage: Eukaryota; Metazoa; Arthropoda; Insecta; Coleoptera; Curculionidae.